Toxotes jaculatrix (banded archerfish) is the source of this 1350-nucleotide messenger RNA. It is a transcript of the gene igfbp5a, whose product is annotated as insulin-like growth factor binding protein 5a. Gene Ontology annotation, molecular function: insulin-like growth factor II binding; insulin-like growth factor I binding; fibronectin binding. The transcript is spliced from 4 exons. The record is from RefSeq and is a predicted model, not a curated record. Gene Ontology annotation, cellular component: extracellular region. NCBI's taxonomy places the organism in Eukaryota, Metazoa, Chordata, Actinopteri, Toxotidae. Gene Ontology annotation, biological process: regulation of insulin-like growth factor receptor signaling pathway. The coding region runs from base 451 to 1251 and encodes 266 amino acids.
CAGUUUCUUUUUUAAAAGGCAAGCUCAAAGCCACAGAUUAUACAUUCUGCUCACAAACCGUGCGGGUAAAAUAACCAGAGAGAGCGAGCGACAGUGGGAAUCUCUUUCUUUCUCGUUUGGAGACGUACAGCUUGCGCGUAAACGGCACCGGGCAUCACUGAAGGGAGAGAUACGUGGUGCGGAUAUUUUAUUGUCUUUUUUUUUAAUAUAUUGGUGACUGCAAGGUUGAAGGACAGCGCAGGGGGGAGCAGUGUGACUGUCUUUGUGGAUUGCGAUCGUCGGAUGCGGUGACAUUUGGGGACUUGAGUGCGCAAGGCACCUGUGGAUGCAACAAACACCCCCCGAUGGUUGGACUCAAACCUUUUGCAAAGAAAGGAUUCACCACGAGAUUUAGUUGAUAAUCGUUGCGGUUUCGGUCAAACACCCUGCAGUUUAGACGAGAAGCGCACCAUGCUGCUGAGUGUUUCCUUCCUGGUGCUUCCCCUCCUGAGCAUACCCGGCUGCGGCUCUUCGUACGUGCCGUGCGAGCCGUGCGAUCAGAAGGCCCUGUCCAUGUGUCCGCCGGUGCCGGUGGGCUGUCAGCUGGUGAAGGAGCCCGGCUGCGGCUGCUGCCUGACGUGCGCGCUCGAAGAGGGCCAGCCGUGCGGCGUGUACACCGGUCCGUGCACGCGCGGGCUCCGCUGCCUGCCCAAGAACGGCGAGGAGAAGCCGCUGCACGCGCUCCUGCACGGCCGGGGGGUGUGCAGGAACGAGAAGUUGUAUAAACUGCUGCAUCCGUCAAAAGACGAAUCUCACGGUGAUACCCUGUUACCCGUCCCCGAGUCAAUGCUGCCCCAAACCAAGGUGCCCUUAUAUGGAAGAGGCCACAUCAGCAGUCAGAAGGCCCAGGCCAUGAAGCAGGCCAAGGACCGCAAGAAGCAGCUGGCCAGGCUGGGACCUGCAGGCAACCUGGACUUCUCACCGCUAAGCCUGGAUAAACUGGACCCUGAGUUCGGGCCCUGCAGGAGAAGAUUGGAUAAUCUCAUUCAGAGCAUGAGGGACACUUCUCGGGUCUUGGCUCUCUCUCUGUACCUCCCCAACUGUGACAAGAAGGGCUUCUUCAAGCGCAAACAGUGUAAGCCUUCUCGUGGUCGAAAAAGGGGGAUCUGCUGGUGCGUCGACCGGUUUGGCGUGAAAAUCCCCAGCAUCAACUAUGCUGGAGGAGACCUGCAGUGCAAAGAUCUCGACAGCAGCAGCAACAGCAACGAAUGAGAGUUGAACCGGUCAUACCCGCUGAGCCCUGUUCUCCUAAAAAAAAAAAAAGAACCUGCCAAUCAAGCUAGCACACUUAAUGACUGCCAAUCAGGAAAA